Molecule: messenger RNA, 1084 nt
Organism: Chrysochloris asiatica (Cape golden mole)
Lineage: Eukaryota; Metazoa; Chordata; Mammalia; Afrosoricida; Chrysochloridae
Gene: PID1
Product: phosphotyrosine interaction domain containing 1
Exons: 3
Coding region: 25-678 (217 amino acids)
Biological process (GO): negative regulation of insulin receptor signaling pathway; regulation of mitochondrial membrane potential; regulation of cell population proliferation
Cellular component (GO): cytoplasm
Source: RefSeq, a predicted model, not a curated record
UCCAGCAAACCCCGCGGCUGGAAGAUGUGGCAGCCAGCCACAGAGCGCCUGCAGCACUUUCAGACCAUGCUGAAAUCUAAACUGAAUGUCCUCACGCUGAAGAAGGAACCUCUCCCAGCCGUCAUCUUCCAUGAACCCGAGGCCAUUGAACUGUGCACCACCACACCUCUGAUGAAGACACGAGCCCACAGUGGCUGCAAGGUUACCUAUCUGGGUAAAGUUUCCACUACAAGCAUGCAGUUUCUAUCUGGCUGCACAGAAAAGCCAGUGAUUGAACUCUGGAAGAAGCACACACUAGCCCGAGAAGACAUCUUCCCAGCCAAUGCUCUCCUGGAAAUCCGUCCCUUCCAAGUGUGGCUCCAUCAUCUCGACCACAAAGGUGAGGCCACCGUUCACAUGGAUACCUUCCAGGUGGCUCGCAUUGCCUACUGCACCGCCGACCACACCGUAAGCCCCAACAUCUUCGCUUGGGUGUACAGGGAGAUCAACGACGAUCUGUCAUACCAGAUGGACUGCCAUGCUGUCGAGUGUGAGAGCAAGCUCGAGGCCAAGAAGCUAGCCCAUGCCAUGAUGGAAGCCUUCAAGAAGACUUUCCAUAGUAUGAAGAGUGAUGGCCGGAUUCACAGGAAUAGCUCCUCUGAAGAGGUAUCCCAGGAAUUGGAAUCUGAUGAUGGCUGAAUGAACUUAGGGUGCUUCCGCAGAGGCAGCAAGGGUCAAGGAAUUCAAGAUGAUAGAUGACUAAUCAGUGAUUCAAAUUUGGGAUGAAAAGACUGCCAGACUCUUGGCCAACCUUGCUUUUUCAAUUCAGAAGAGCAAUUCUAAAUCUAAAGAAAUGUAUCAUUAAAGUAAUUGCAUUGUAUUGGAAUCUGCUGCUGCUGAGACUGUGAGGCGGGUGGGCUUGUGGAUGGGGAGGGAGGGUCUAGACUCUCUUCGUCUUCUUCUUUUUCCUUGGUUCCCAAGGCCUCCCUGUGGGAGAUCUCUACACUGACUUUCACCACUCUCAGGCAAACACUCUGCGGCUGUCAUUUGAUGAAUCGCUCCAAUUUGCCUUAUGACGAAAUCCAACAAGAAUGUUAGCUGCACC